AUGCAACGCAGGCCUGCGUGGGGCGGCCUGGCUGCGUGUGCUCAGCCUUGUGGUGCAAGGCAGCUGGAGGCUCGCGUUAAACCAGUCCCGAUCGCACUCAAAAACCAACGGGCUGUCACUGGGGUCGGUCUCCCGCGCGGCCGCUGCCGUGGCAGUCCCUGCGCUGGUACAGAGACUGGAGCUCGCGUCCAACGACAACCACCGAUCGCAACGCAGCUGUGCCGCCCCAUCGGACAUGUGUCCAGUAGGAGCUGGAGCGCGCGUCAUCGCAACGCAAGGCUGGUGGCGCCUUGGCUGUGCUGUGCAGGGGUGUGCCCGUUGGCGAGCUUGGAGGGGCGCGUUAGGAACGCAGUCGAUCGCAAGCAAGAGCUGGUGGGCGCGCUGGCUGUUUGUGCAGUGGUGCCAGUGGGAGCUGGAAGCUGCGCCAGCACAGAAGCUGCUGAGCGAGGACCCGCCUGCAUGCGUGCUGCUGGCUUGAUGAGCCGCUGGAGCGCCGGGCGGCUGCCGCGCCUUGCCUGCGCUCCUGCCUGGACACGCGCCCGUGGGCGCGCCGCGCCGAGACGCGCCUGCGUUGGCCGCGGCGCGACGCAGUUGCGGCGCGCGCUCGGCCCCCGCCCCCGCCCCAGCCAGCCACCCACACACGAGAGCGCCUUGCACUUGGAGACCAGAUAUCACUGGGUAAAGAGUGUGAGAUGAAGAUAGGUGAUUGGAACCAGGAGAAUCAUGCACAUUAAACAAGAAGUGGAUAGACGCAAACGUUACAAAGAAGGAACGAGUUUUGAAACAAUACUGCGCAUCAAGAAAACAAGUGAGUGGCGUGUAUUACGAACUACCGGAACAGAAUAGCUCGAACUGUUGGCGCGGGCGGUGUCUAGUCAAAAUAGUCAAAAAAGUUCGGUUAUGAGCAGACGCAUGUGAUAAAAGCAAGACGUACAGAGAUGUGACCGCGUAUAACUGUAGUGGAGGAAAUAAUUUUCGAAUGGUGAAUAUCAAAAUUUUCGAGAAUUAAGGGACAUGAAUUCUACUGAACAGGACGACGACAACACGUGGAACAACAUUUCUGAGGGUCGUAGAGAACGCUGAAAACCAUCGAACACGUAUGCGGAGGGACGAAGAAGGAAGUGAAAACUAAAUAUUAUUUACAAUACGAAGACCAAAUCGUGUCAUUAGAUAUAAGUGUACAUAAACUUAACAAUAGUAAGGUAACAUGGACAUGUAUGAAUGGGAAAAUUGAAGAGCGAAUAUUGUGAAUGAAGUGUAAAGGAGAAAAUCUGUCGCGGAACGAUUUUUGUGUUUUUGUGAAGUGUAUUGUAUUGAAUUGCUUUUGUAAGCUAAGUAAUGAGAAUCCAAAUGAUUUUAUAUAAUGUAGAAAAACGAAUCUGUUUUGAUUUCGUAAAGGUUGCUAGAAUUCCUAUAGUUCAAAAACCUAUAAAAGAAAGGGAUUCCUUACGUAAAGUUUUGUGGCCGUGAUUCCGUAUGAACGGCUCUGUCAAACAAUAAAAUAUAUUCUCUGUGUUGGAUAUCCUGGUAUAACAUAUGGGCUAUUGUUUAUUAAAAAAAAUAAAAAAAUUGAGGAUAUUAAAAAAAUAGUUUGUUAAAUGGAU
This is a messenger RNA of Gryllus bimaculatus (two-spotted cricket), 1604 nucleotides long. The record is from the annotation of a GenBank genome assembly. Lineage: Eukaryota; Metazoa; Arthropoda; Insecta; Orthoptera; Gryllidae.